GGAUUUUUAGACAAACAGUCGGAGUCAAGCAUGAACAAACAAAUGGUUAAGUUCCUCCGCUCCAUUACUCUCUCAAGUAUUUUUGAAUGCUAUGAAUAUUACAUGAAAACGUAUUCUCCUAACAACGAAUUAAGCAGGGAUGAGUUUGAUGAUGUAUUCAGUCCAAUCCUUAACGAUACAGAGAAAAUUUUUGAUAUGCUCGUCAAAGAUGAAAAGGCAGACUUUUUUGAAGCAUUAUCUUCAAUGACAAUGUUUAGCAAAGGAGAAUUCAACACAAAAAUUGGUAGUCUUUACCAGAUCUAUGAUGCUGAUGGAAGUGGGGAGAUUGAUAGAGAUGAAUUAAAAGUAUUCCUUAGUAGUGGUAUCCUUGGCCUAUGCAAAAUCUUAGGUCUCCCUAUUCCUUAUGAAACCGAGAUCCAGAAUUUCGCUUACAACUGCUUUAAACAAAUGGAUGAAGAUGGAAGUGGAGAUAUUGAAUAUGAGGAGUUCGAGCACUGGAUCAGAAAUUCUGAUGAAAUCCAAGACUUCCUUCUCCGAUACACGGGCCAACAAACUAUGGAUAGAGCCAAGAAGAGAUAUGAUGGGUUGCUAAAAUAAGUACAAAGAGGCAUUUGAGGAAGUCUGUAUAGAAUUUAUGGGUGAAAAUUAUGCUACUGUUAUUUCACUAAAUAAAAUUCUAAAGGAAGUGCUUCCAGAUCAUGAGUCCAAACAUCUGGACGAUCUCUUUGUUCUUCUAGAUUCUGAAAGCAAAGGCGCUGUUUCAGAAGAAGAUUUUGAUGCAAUCAUGAAACCAUGGGCAUCUUUUUCAGCAACUGACAUAAAUGGAGAUGGAGAACUUGACGUUACAGAACUAAAAUGUCUUAUCUGGCUUAUGGUGGAUGAAGAACCUCCUGAGUACAGAGUCCAAAGAGACAUGAAAGCAAUCGAUGCUGAUGGUAGCGGCUAUGUUGAUAGAAUGGAAUGGAUUGAGUAUCUCGCCUCUCCAGAUCCAGAAACAGGUAAAACUACUUUCAACUUCAAGCUGAAAAGAGCAUUUGACACUCAUGAUAAGGAUAAAGACGGAUUUAUUGAUGUCAACGACUUAUUUCUUCUUCUAAAAGAUACUUUAUGUGAAAUAACAAAAGGAAAAAGUGGUUCAACUAAAAGGGUGAUUGAGAAGCUUACCAAAGCCCUUGCUGUUGAUAUUAUGAACACCCUUGAUACUAGAGAAAACAAUGGAAAACUCGAUUGGCCUGCCUUCAAAAAAUACAUGUGGUAUGCAAAGGAGAAGGAGAAACAAUUGAAAGAAUUCGUAGAGCAACAGCAAUAGAUAUUUACUUUAUUAUCAAUAUCGCCUUGUGA
Molecule: messenger RNA, 1341 nt
Organism: Moneuplotes crassus
Lineage: Eukaryota; Ciliophora; Spirotrichea; Euplotida; Euplotidae
Source: the annotation of a GenBank genome assembly